AAGCAUUGGCGUACCCCUCUUCCGUCGGGCGUAGCGGAUGCGGUCCGUGGCUUGGACGCCGCAAACCGACGUCAGCUUGGCACAGAGUUGCACCGAGUCGCCGUUGAUUACAGUUUCGCGGACUCUGCAACGGCUUCGCCUGACCAGCCGCUGAGUGAAGCAGUGAGACAGCUUUUGCCGGGAACAACGCUACAGUUUAAGCAUCUGACCGAGCUGCUGCAUUGCUUGCACAGCGUCAGCAGUGCCGAUGACGAUCUGCUGCAGAGCAGCCGCCUGCGGGACUGCGGCGAGCCCCUCUCGCCGGGGGAGGAAAAGCAGAUCAUGGACUUUAUACAGAAUGCGAAUACGGCGGAUCAACUUGCAGAGGUCGUGCUUGGAGUGAAACAAGUGAUGCAACAUGUGGAGGAGAGAACACCACGCACGCAAGCACUGGGCGACUGGCUCUGGGAUCUUGAGGACGACCUUCGUGACCAGGCUGUUCCGGCGACUUGCACCAUUGGGCAGCUGCGAUCAGUGUAUGCAGCGCUGACCUCAAAAGGAAAUCAUGCUGCUGAGGCAGGUAUGAUUGGAGCUGGUGCUUCUCUGCAUUCUGAAGACCCAGAACCAGCAGGACACCAAAGUGAAAAUAUUGCAACAGAGGCAACGCGAUCGCCACCUCCCGACAACCAGCAGCACCCUCGAGCAGAUGGGUCUAGUGGGGCCAGCUCUCGUGCGAUUCCGGUGCGAAAAAAUGAUAAACGACGACAGCAGGCAGACCACGCGUCUCCAACGCAAGCGAAACGGAGUCGCUUCAAUCACCCACGUGAAAAUGGCACCUAGGCGCAGUAGGCACUAUAAGCCUCUUUGGGAAAGUUUUGCGAUGAAGGUAUGAGGGUAGCUUCCCGGAUUUAGAUGAGUUCAGAUGAGAACCACAAAGAACAUCAACAUGUUCAUAGUUAGAUGGAUUACAUAAAAGAUAGAUGAGUACUUGAAUAUUUUUCUUCAUUUUGCAUCUAUCUUGUGAGGGAUCACUGCGUGCUGGAGGACAUUAAUUCGAACUUCAUAGUGUUCGAUCUGAAGAGUCGACAAGAAUAGAAGCGUGUAAUACAUGACGGUAGUUUUGAGUCAUUUCUUGAAUAUGUUGAUGGCGACUACCACCACCACCUUGUCGCUGUUAAGAUUGUCUCAAAAGUAGCAGCCCAAUAGACAUAAUCCAUGUUCGUUGAUGCGUCAUCUCUAAAUUCUUUAUUUGAAUGAUUUAUUACUCAGUCUGGACAUAUAAAGAACGUUGAUGUCCCUCAUUCAACAUGCUGAUUCUAGUGAAUGACUACUGAUGCUGAACCCAUUCAAUCCUCAGCUAUUCCAUCUGUAUCUCAUUCCAUGGUUCGAGUUUUGCAGGUAUUUGAGAGUUAUUUUGCCACUAUGCACUACUACCCGAGAGUGAACGGAUUUGUGCGCGGUAGAUUGCGCCGAAGCAAUCUUGCACGGCUAGGAGGGUUGUAGAAUCAAAAUCAACG
Molecule: messenger RNA, 1496 nt
Organism: Amoebophrya sp. A25
Lineage: Eukaryota; Dinophyceae; Syndiniales; Amoebophryaceae
Source: the annotation of a GenBank genome assembly